This is a messenger RNA of Suillus plorans, 900 nucleotides long. RefSeq lists its product as uncharacterized. The coding region runs from base 1 to 900 and encodes 299 amino acids. Lineage: Eukaryota; Fungi; Basidiomycota; Agaricomycetes; Boletales; Suillaceae. The transcript has 3 exons. The record is from RefSeq and is a predicted model, not a curated record.
AUGUACGACGAUGCGAAUGAGGUCGAGAUGAGAGAUUAUCGGGAGCUAAGCGAUAAGGAGGAUGAUCAUAUAGGGAAUCGGGACACAUACGACGUUGCAGCUGCUGAGUUUACUGAAGUGGAGGAAACACUCCUUCCAAAUGGCGCUACUCUUGUUCCUGUCAUACUCAGCUCAGAUAAGACUCAGCUCUGCCAAUUUCGAGGUGAUAAAACCGCAUACCCUGUCUACCUCACUAUUGGCAAUAUUUUGAAGUCCAUUCGCCGCAGGCCAUCGUUCCGUGCUCAGAAACUUAUCGGCUACCUUCCGACCCUCUUUCAUUAUGUCAUGCAGAUAGUUACCGGCUUGCUUUGCACUGAAUCUCUGACCAACGGGAUAGAGCUUAUAAGUGGAGAUGGGGCAGUGCGCCUCGUAUCUCCUGUGCUCGCUGCCUACGUGGCAGAUUAUCCAGAGCAAGCCUUGGUGACGUGCACGCGCUACACCCAAACAUGUCCCAAGUGCUUUGUUACUAAGGAUGAGCUAGGUGAUCAUGUCACCGGAAACCCACGACAGCAGAAACAGUCAAUUCGCACCAUCUGCCAUGCUAGCCAGCAAUCAACAAGAGUUCACGCUGAAGCAGCUGUGAGAGACCAUGGCGUAAAUCUCAUUCUCGACCCUUUCUGGAUUGGGCUGCUACACUGUAAUAUUCAUGAUGCCAUCACUCCAGACAUUCUUCAUCAAAUGUACCAAGGCCUUGUCAAGCACCUUUGUGGGUGGAUUCAGACCCUUGUUGGCAAUGCAGAGUUGGACGCUCACUUUAAGCGCAUGCCUCGUGUGCACGGCGUCCGUCUGUUCUCACAUGGUAUAUCUGGCCUCACCCAAGUUUCUCGUCCAGAACAUCAUGAAAUAUGUAUAGGAAGCUAG